Messenger RNA from Kickxella alabastrina, 1374 nucleotides. RefSeq lists its product as uncharacterized. NCBI's taxonomy places the organism in Eukaryota, Fungi, Kickxellomycota, Kickxellomycetes, Kickxellales, Kickxellaceae. The transcript is spliced from 2 exons. The record is from RefSeq and is a predicted model, not a curated record. Bases 1 to 1374 code for a protein of 457 amino acids.
AUGAUGAGGUCUCUAUUUACACAGUGGUUUCUUGCAGCAAUCGUGGCACUGCUGAUGGCCACAUCUAGCACUACAGCAGCGCCGGCGCCAGCGCCAGUGCUAGUGCCCGUGCCGAACAAGUCUGCAUCACCCGCCAAACAUAUUGUUCUCCGAGACAGCUGCCCGUCCAGCGACCCAACGCAAUUCCCCUGCGAGGCGGGUUUGUCAUCUUACUACAUCCCGCAAAGCAGCCUCGAGUGUGCCCACUUCAUCUGCCAGGUUGACAGUAAUACUGUUCAAGUAAUCACAACCGAUUCGGAGACCACCCAAAAGAAAUCAGUUGCCCUCCCAGCUGUCCUGGGCACGGUCAUCCCUGUCGGCAUCAUUGGAGCUGGUGUGCUGCUCUUCUUGCUGCGUCGCCGCCACAAAAAGCAGCGGGCCAUGGAUGCUCAGCACGAGGAUGCUAGAUACAUGUCGAGCUAUAACAACUUGAUUGACGACAGCUCCGCCAAUGGGGCCAGAUCCAAUCGCGCAUACUCGUCAACGUACAGCGUGAGCAAAUGGCGUGACUCAGCAAUGCGGGCACCGGAAACCCCGGGCUCACAUGCCUCAAUUCCCAUUAUUUUCUCGGCAGAAUAUAACGGCGAUCAGGCACUGGGCUACCGCGAGACCAAGCUGUACAACACUGGCACACAGGCAAACGAAACUGGCCAGUGGGCAUCGCCAAACGUCGUAAACCUUAAGCAAAAGCCACAGCUUGUGGUUCUCGGCGGCAACGCGUCAUUUACGGGAACAGAUUUAGGAGCUGACACUACUAACGUCCAGGUUUUACGCCCGGGAGGCCAAAACAGCAAUACUCAAAUUACACCUGAUACGCCACUAACACCAGAGACGCCAUUUGCAUCUGCUGUAUCAGAUAUGGCCAUGCCUGUCACGUCGCAGAUGUCUGGGGUGGUCCAAGCAAAUCGGCUGCAGGGCAAUCGCGCCAUAGAAUCAGUUCAGAACCAGGACCAGUCAGCCCCGGGCUCGCCUCUUCGCGUCUUGGACAACGGGUGGGACAGUGAUGCGGAUGGACCAGACGCUGAGGCCUCUGACAACUACAGUGAGUCUGAAAAUGGCGAGGAAUACGACUCUGACAGCCAAGGUGAUGGCGAACGUGAUGGCGUCCCGGAUGAUGGUGCCCCGGAUGAUGACACGGACGCAUCUUACGAGGAAUACCCCAAGUCAGAGCUAGAGUCGGAGGCUGAAGCAGAGUCCGAACUCGAACCUCAAUCAAAAAAAUUGCACCAAAAUCAAUUGACACUUGGUCCUGAGCUUAAAUUUGAUAGCUCAGAUCUGGAUUUAUUCUCCAGUGAUCUGCUGAGUGCGGCUCAAAAUAUUGGCGCUGGCCCAUGA